AAUAAUUCAGCAACUUAGAAUUCAAAAUACCAAUAGGGAUGUUUGUCAAUAAAACGAUGUAGUUUCAUGCACUAGAGAUUGCCUUUUAGAUGGAAACGACGUCGUUAGAGGAAAUCACGGGCGCCAUACUAACGAAAACAGUUACAUAGUAUACAGCUAGCUCUCCAACCAGAAUCUCUCUCUCUCCCUCUCACAGGUGUUUUCUCUCUCAAGAAGACCAAGAAACCCUGCCUUUCUUCACCACAUCACAAUAAUGGCCAAACCCAUGUCGUCUUCUCCUUCAUUUCUUGCUUUACUCAUCGUUUUUAGCCUCCACCACCUCUCUCGAGGACAGUUUCCACAAGGUCCAAGCUACUCUAAAUUUGUAGUUAAUGCUACGGAGAUGCCGCCGGAAGAUUACUAUGACUACAUCGUCGUCGGCGGGGGAACUGCCGGGUGCCCAUUGGCGGCGACGCUGUCGGAGAAUUUUCGAGUAUUGGUUCUGGAACGUGGUGGUGUGCCUUACACCAAUCCCAAUCUGAUGAGCCAAGAUGGUUUCUUAACCUCUCUCAUGGAGGCCGACCCCUACGACUCCCCUGCUCAAACAUUCACGUCCGAAGAUGGCGUAGCCAACGCCAGAGGCCGGGUUCUCGGCGGCAGUAGCGCAAUCAACGCCGGCUUCUACAGCAGAGCUGACGAAGAUUUCUAUAAAAAAUCAGGGCUGAAAUGGGACCUCCACAUUGUCAAUCAGUCGUAUGAGUGGGUGGAGAGGGCGGUGGUCUUUAGGCCGGAGCUCAAGAACUGGCAAUCAGCAGUUCGGGACGGGUUGUUAGAGGCUGGUGUUGAUCCAUACAGGGGUUUCAUUCUUGAUCAUGCCGUGGGAACCAAGAUUGGUGGCUCCACUUUUGAUAGUUCCGGCAGGCGGCACACUGCCGCUGACCUUCUUGGCUAUGCCAAAGCCACCAACAUCAGAGUGGCAGUCCACGCCAGUGUUGAAAGAAUCCUCCUUGCCCCUACUUCAGCCCUGUCUGGGUCGAAGCAGUCUGCAAUCGGGGUGGUGUAUCGUGAUAGAAUAGGGCGGUACCACCAUGCAAUGGUUCGGGAAAAUGGAGAGGUGAUACUGAGUGCUGGGGCCAUUGGGACUCCUCAGCUGCUGCUCUUGAGCGGCAUUGGGCCAAGGUCGUAUCUCUCUUCGUGGGGAAUUCCGGUGGUGCAUCAUUUGCCUUAUGUGGGGCAGUUCCUCUAUGAUAACCCCCGAAAUGGUAUUUCAAUUGUUUCCCCAAUUCCCCUCGAGCAUUCAUUGAUACAAGUAGUGGGAAUAACUAAUUUAGGGGCUUAUAUUGAAGCAGCUUCCAAUGUCAUACCUUUUGCAUCUCCUGCCCGCUCUGUUUUCAUUCGGACACCUUCUUCUCCCCUCUAUCUCACUGUGGCCACCCUCAUGGAGAAGAUAAUUGGGCCACUCUCGAGUGGUUCUCUUCAACUCGCAUCCACAGAUAUCAAGGUGAACCCACUUGUCAGGUUUAACUAUUUUGCUGAUCCACUUGACUUGGAACGAUGUGUAAGUGGCAUGCGCAAGGUUGGGGAUGUCUUGAGGAGUCGUUCAAUGGAGGAGUUCAAGUUCAGGGAGUGGUUUGGGGGUCAAGAUUUCAGGUUUGUUGGACCUGCAUUGCCUGUUAACCAAUCCAAUGAUGCUCAGAUGGCUGAGUUCUGCCAUCGAACAGUGAGCACGAUAUGGCAUUAUCAUGGAGGCUGCAUUGUGGGUAAGGUGGUUGAUAGUGAUCACCAGGUCCUUGGCAUUGAUGCUCUUAGAGUUGUCGAUGGUUCAACUUUCAAUGUGUCACCAGGCACUAAUCCUCAGGCUACUUUAAUGAUGCUCGGACGGUAUAUUGGGAUAAAAAUAACCAAAGAGCGAAUGAGAUAGCAUCUAGUCUUCACCCUUUGAAGCCAUGGGGACCUUGAAGCUUACUGUGCUGCAGUAUAUGGCCCACUACCUUGCUACUUUAACUUUUCCUUUUGCUAUGAUAUUUGGUUUUCCUCUCAUAGGUAUGAAUUCCCUGUACAGAUAGAGGCAAAAGGGCUCACUUAGAGAUCUGCAUUUUUCAACUUCUUCAUUCAAAGAGUGUAUGGUAUGAAAAUGUUUUAGAAUAUGAAAACUUGAAAAUGUUUUUGAGUGUAUGGUAGCACAAUACAACAGCUCUAUCAAUAGACUGAAUACUUGAAAAUAAAAUUGCAGAAGUCUCGUAUGAAUUUUUA
Molecule: messenger RNA, 2232 nt
Organism: Vitis vinifera (wine grape)
Lineage: Eukaryota; Viridiplantae; Streptophyta; Magnoliopsida; Vitales; Vitaceae
Product: (R)-mandelonitrile lyase-like
Exons: 3
Coding region: 254-1900 (548 amino acids)
Molecular function (GO): oxidoreductase activity, acting on CH-OH group of donors; flavin adenine dinucleotide binding
Source: RefSeq, a predicted model, not a curated record